AUGGGAGAAUUGGCAGGGACUCCAGAUGAAAACUUCACCGCAGAGGAACGGCGCGAGCACCGUAUUUUUCAAGAGCUCCUCAAGUCUGUAGCAGGCCUGGAAGAGCAGUUGAUGCAAGGUGGAGAUGAUGAGGUUGACCUCAUUGCAGAGUUACUCACCAAAGGUGCAUCUGGAGCAAGAGGUGACGACACCAAAAGUCUCAAGGGCAGUGUGCUCGACUGGAUCACCCCAAAGGGACAGAGCCUUGUUCCUCCUCUUACUCGCAACGUGAAAAUUGACCGCGGUUUUCAUCAUGAACGGACAGGCGCGUUGCUCUGUCCUGCUGGCCUUGACUGGUCCAACCUAGAGACGAAAACCAAGCUACAAAGUGGUGAAAUGAUUGUGACUGGAGACCAAUGGUCAUUGUUCUUAUAUGCCGACUACCAUUAUGACUUGGAGGAUCCGUGGAAUGGCUUAUUUCGAAGCGCCCUGCUAGCAUAUAAACACGUUUUCACGUCCCCCAGUUCUGUGGAUAGAGAACCAAGGGCAACUCUUACUCUGCCGUCCAUCACAUAUAUUGCAAUGCAGGUCCAAUUCGCCCUUACCUCAUCCCCUGUGUUCUCACGUACAGACACAGUCACUGACUCUGAACGGUUCUACAACUCCAUCUUAGAUAUUUUCAAAGACCCAGAUGAGAAACAAGAGGUGGACGACCUCGUCGUCUGGUGGAAUAGGCAAAUUUUUCCUUCGUAUUCGACUGCUCAAUGUCCACUUGUUAAGAAUAGUGCGCUGGCAAGGAUUCGAGAAAGGCGGGCAAGAAUGAAAGAGUCGGGUUCAGUCCCUGGUGUGGCAGCUUGA
Messenger RNA from Suillus subalutaceus, 837 nucleotides. RefSeq lists its product as uncharacterized. Lineage: Eukaryota; Fungi; Basidiomycota; Agaricomycetes; Boletales; Suillaceae. The transcript has 8 exons. The record is from RefSeq and is a predicted model, not a curated record. The coding region runs from base 1 to 837 and encodes 278 amino acids.